Belonocnema kinseyi is the source of this 2417-nucleotide messenger RNA. RefSeq lists its product as uncharacterized. The record is from RefSeq and is a predicted model, not a curated record. The transcript has 7 exons. Lineage: Eukaryota; Metazoa; Arthropoda; Insecta; Hymenoptera; Cynipidae. The coding region runs from base 187 to 1599 and encodes 470 amino acids.
UUGAUAAGUACCGUUUCUCGAGGUACCUACGUUCGACGCCAGCAGACGCCAGUCAGACGACAACCUUCCCCGUGUCAGGUGCCCGAAAUCUCGAAGAAGAAUCUCCAAAUUAAUUUUUCCUGGACAUUCCCCACUCUUUCAAAAAAUCCAUUCAAUCGUCAUAAUUUGGAAAAAGAAAUCACUAGGAUGCGGAUCUUGGGUGUAACGAUUUUAUUGGUCCUGUUUGGUUUGACCAUUUGCGAGAAAGAGGAGGAUACAGAUGCCUCGGAUGCAUUUAUGGAAGCUGCUGAGGCAUUAUUCGCAGGCACAAAUAAUGAUGCUAUUGGGGGUCUUCAAGGUGUGGCCAGCGCUUUUAUGCAAUCAGAUACCGGAAAACAGGUGGGUGAUAUGCUUUCGGGAGGAAAAUCAAAAGGUGAUGGAGUGGGUCAAAUUCUUUCCGGUAUUGGAUCCCUCCUUUCUGGAAACAAAGAAGGUAACGGUGUUGAUUUGGGUUCUGUUCUGGAAGCUGUGUCUUCAUCCUUAGGUCAAAAUCAGCCAACUAAAAAAGAUGCUGGUCAUGAAGAAUCAGGAAUGAAUUUUGACUCUAUGAUGAGUUUAGCAAGUUUAUUUAUGGGUCAGAGUAACAACGUAGAUGGGCUAAUGGGCAUGCUCCCCAUGAUUUUGGAUUCUUUCGCUGCUGGUGAUAAUUCUCACAAUAAUGAUAAAAAGAAACAUGAUCAUUCCGAUCAUUCUUGGUGGGUACCACCUAUUCUGGAGAACAUGCAUGUCAUGUGGGAGCAUUUUAGCAAUUCAGAGCUGGGACAGACUCUGUGGAAAAAUAGUGGACUAGCAAAUAUUGUUGGACAAAUGACGGAUUCUAAAGGUCGUCUCCAGUAUGAAAAGAUCUUUGACAGUUUCGAAAACCCCCCACAGAGAAGACGCUGGAUAAAAUCUUUGACAAAUUUCGUUGCUGAGUGGAUUUCCCAUGUUGCAGAUCCAGCCACUCAGCAAAGAUACUUAACGACGGUACAAUUUGUGGGAAAUACCUUCCUCAAGUCUCAGGGGUAUCCGAAAUCUGUCAUGUUCGAACCUGCCCGACCAACCGAAAGUUUAUCCAGGUUGGUGAACGCAGUAGCAAAGCGACAUUUGAACGUAAAAGUCGACAGCAUCCAGUACAUUAAACCUGCAGUAGCUUACGUACAAGAAUUAAUGAACCUCGCAUCAGAAAAAGGUUUCAUAGUCUCUAGAAUAAAUGCUAGAGAAUUAAGUAACAAACUCAGUGACACGAUUAAUAAUGAUCUUAUUGCGCCCAUGCUCAAGGCAUAUCGUGCUUACAAGUGGGCAACGAAGUUACCAAAAUGUGCCAAUCACAUCUUUUGUACUAUUAAUCAGAAGGACGAGGAAGAUACUAAGUCGUCCCAAAUGCGAAGUCAAAUAACCAAAUUUGCCAGUUUCCCAGCCGCCUGGGCCAUUAGCAACAGAGGCGGUGUUAAUUUCUGGUCUCUGUAUGGAGCUAUUGUAGAAAGUAAAAACUGUCAUGAAAAGUAUCCAGUUGACUGUUCAGUUUUUCACGAAGAGGAACUCAAAGUGACUACAGAGUACUCACACAGCGAGCUUUAAUGCGGUUGAUGAUGUCUGUAUGAAUUCUGAAAGAGACUGCCAGUUAUUGAGCAUCGAUAAUUCAUGUUCAAGACCAAAUAAUCGCGAACACAAAUGAAUCCUCGAUCUUACCUCGAUUUUUGAGCCCCUAAGCUAGUUUAAGGUUCUUCCUUGGCAAAGACAAUAAUUAAAUAAUAAAGAAAAAAAAUCGAGACCCGAUUUUUCAAACUGUCCUCGAUUCCGAGGACGUUAAACAAGGAGAAAAAACGAAAUACGUUUUCAUGUAGUCUACGACUUAAGGCCUGUUUUGUAUUCAUAGUAUUUAUAUCUUUAAUAUGGACUUUAAAAGGUACAUGUUGUAUUUUUUCAAGGUGCUUUUAAGUGUAUUUGCACUCGCCUAUAUUAAAAUUUGAGGAAAAGCCCCAUUUUUACAAUUAAAAAAAAAUAGCAGGCACCAAUCCCGCGGGCACACUUCCUACAGUGGAUAAAAUUCAUCCUAGAGUGGAUAAUUAUUAAUUAAGUGCAGAAAUAUAAUGAAAAUAAUUAAUUUUAUUUAUUUAAAAGUUAAGAAACUGAUCUUUUAACUUUUAAAUAAAUUAAGUAAAUUAUUUUAGAUAAAUUGUAAUAGUAUUUUUAAAUAAAGAUUAUCCACUGUAGAGACGUUGCCCCUACGCUUUAGUAAAGUCUGAUAAAAGGAAUUAUAAAUUAAUUAUUGUGGACGGAAGUCAAACGACUAGAUCGGCUCAACGCGACGCGAAAUAUAAAUAUAAAUAUAGAUAAUAAUCAUAGCAAUCCUUGUAAAUAUUAGGUAAAACCAAAUAAAGUGUAUGUACGCGAAA